Molecule: messenger RNA, 695 nt
Organism: Sitophilus oryzae (rice weevil)
Lineage: Eukaryota; Metazoa; Arthropoda; Insecta; Coleoptera; Curculionidae
Product: EEF1A lysine methyltransferase 2
Exons: 1
Coding region: 25-657 (210 amino acids)
Biological process (GO): peptidyl-lysine dimethylation; peptidyl-lysine monomethylation
Cellular component (GO): cytoplasm
Molecular function (GO): protein-lysine N-methyltransferase activity
Source: RefSeq, a predicted model, not a curated record
UAUGUUUUAAUAUCACAAUUAACAAUGGAAGAAUUAGAAGCGUCUGAAUUAGGAACACUACAAUACUGGGAAAAUAGAUACAAAAAAGAAAUUGAUAAUUUCUCUAACCAUGGUGAUAUGGGUGAAAUAUGGUUUGGUGAAGAUAUAGCUGACAAAGUAAUUCUGUGGAUGUUCAAAAACAUCGAGAAAUCUUGUAGUAUAGUAGAUGUCGGAUGUGGUAAUGGACACAUAUUAAUAGAGUUAGCUAAUGAAGGAUACGUGGAUCUAACUGGCUUAGAUUAUUCAGAAAAAGCUGUCAAUUUAGCAAAAGCAAUUGCAGCUAAUAAACAUUUUCAAAUUAGGUAUCAUGUGUGCGAUAUACUAAAAGGUCUUGAACAUACAUAUGAUAUUAUACAUGACAAAGGGACAUAUGAUGCCAUUAGUCUAAGUGAAAAUUCUAAAGAAAGCCGCGAAAUGUAUAUUGUUAGUAUAAAGCAAGCUUUGAAACCAAAUGGAAAUUUCAUUAUUACAUCCUGCAAUUGGACUCACAGUGAACUGCAAGAACAAUAUAAAGAUUUUUUUAAGCUACAUUAUAUUAUUCCAACUCCUCAGUUCAUGUUUGGUGGAAAAAUUGGGAGUGUUGUAUCAAUAUGUGUUUUUAAACAUGUAAAUAAUUAACUAUUUAUUCUUUGUUAUUAAAAUUAGUUUUAUUAAAA